Messenger RNA from Scutellospora calospora, 2199 nucleotides. Lineage: Eukaryota; Fungi; Glomeromycota; Glomeromycetes; Diversisporales; Gigasporaceae. The record is from the annotation of a GenBank genome assembly.
AUGAUAAUGGCAAAGGAAAUGAUAAUGGCAAAGGAAAUGAUAAGGAUAAGGGCAAAGAAAAUGAUGAGGGCAAAGGAAAUGAGAAGGGCAAAGGAAAUAAUAGUCGUUACAAGAAAAAAACUUGAGGGGACAGUAAAUCAUAAUUAUCCACAUAAUAACUUAGUUCUUUGGAAAAGCAAAAAUGGAAACUAUAACUACACAAUUAUAAGUUUAGGUGCACUCCCGAAAUCAAAUCUUAAAUAUACACAACGGCCAGGAUUAUAUCCUAUUCCUAACAAUUAUAAAAUAGAAGCUUUUUGGGGACGUAUUGAAAAAAAUCAUGUUCAAACAUCUAUUAAUUAUGUUGAAAAUAUCCCGCAUUUUAAAAUUGAGUGGAUACACAAUGAACAAGAAUAUGUAGUAGUUUCACAAAUUUCCCCUUCAGAUGCAUCCAUUAAAUACUGUAAUAUACAAUAUCCAGGAAAAAAGACAGCAUUUUCUGGAGUACUUAUUUUUGGAUUACAAUUAUAUGAGGAAUUAACUAAUGCUAUGCCAAAAAGAAGUCAACCACGGUGUAUUAAGCCUCUUAGCGAUCUUAAUAAUUCUUCACAUAGAAAUAAAAUUAAAAGGGUAGCAGAAAAUUUAUUCAAUAAUUUUGAUACAAAAAAAAAUAAAAUUUGGCAUCCUGCAGAUAAUCCUAAACUUAAAGAAAUCGUAUUAGAAGCAGGUGAACAACCAUGGUUAGUAAAGUUUGAUGAAGAUCGACAGUUAGAAAAAAAAAAGGCACAAAAAAUUGUUCAAACAAUGGACCAAUCUAAUAUUUCACGAAGAGGAUAUAGAGCCUUAACGGCUACUUCACAAGAUUUGCCAAAAGAAUGGCUAGUCAGUAAAGAAAAACAUAAUGUCGAUGAAAUAAUGCAAAAUCAUAUUCCAUUGUUAAAUAAAGAAAUUUCAACUAUGUUAGAAAAAGGUGUCUAUCGUAAAAUAUCUGCAAUCCUCCGAUUCAUUAUACCAAAACUUGUCACAAAUCAUGUUCUUAAUUAUGAAGCUCCUACAAUAUAUUUGCGAAUUUCAGGUGAUGGAAGAAAUGUCGGAAGAAGGAUAAAACAUGUGAUGGUGACACUAGCGAUCCUUAAUGAUCAAAAAAAUCUUAUGAAACCAGAAAAUCACUAUACGAUCUCUUUAUUUUCUGGAACAGAAAAUUAUACUUCACUUGAAAUUGCUUUAAGACCAAUCCGUAAUGAAUUGCAAGAAUUGUGUAAAAAUGGGUUGAUUGAUAAUAAUUAUCAGCGAUGGAAUGUCGAAAUAUUUUUUUCAUCAGACUGGAAGUUCCUGGCAAUAGUAUUAGGAUUCAAUGCUCCGAAUGCGCAUAACUUCUGCCCGUGGUGCCCCUGUACGAAGGAUUUAAUAGGCGAUUUAAAUCAAAAUUGGACAAUAACAAAGAAAAUAGAUCAAAUUAAAACAAAUUAUCAAAACUUCCCAGAUAUUAUUCCAAUAACUCAUUAUGUAGUAGAUCAACUACAUUUGAUGUUGCGUAUAACUGAUCGCCUGUGGGAGUUAGCUUUAAAUGAAUGCAAAAAUAAUGGUCACUUUAUAGAUGAAAUGCGAAAGUUAAUCUGCGAAGAAAUGAGUAAUAUUGGGGUAAAAUUCACCUUUUGGCAAGAUCAAGAAACCAAGUCGUGGAAGUUUACUUCUUUAAUGGGCCCGGACAAGUUAAAAGUAGUAGAAAAAUUUAAUCUAAAUAUAAUGUUACCACCAGUACGUGCUACAAAGGUUCAAAAACUUUGGUCAGGAUUUUUUGAACUUUAUGAAAUGCUAAGUCAGAACAGAUUAUCAGGGGAUAUAUUCUGCAAUAAAGCUCGUGAAUGGUUAGACCUGUUCUUAAUGCCCUCAAAAGUUAUUCCUGGCAUUAAUAAAAUAGAUAAGGGACUAUACACACCAAGUGAUAUAACUCCUUAUAUACAUGUUCUAAUCUAUCAUAUUCCAGAAUUUCUAGAUAUCCAUUCAAGAUGGGGACUUGGCGCAUUUUCCUGUCAGCCAGUUGAAAAAAAAAACCACCAGCACGUGUCAACUUUUUUUACAAAAACCUUGAAAGAUGGCGGUAAAAACCACUUGCAAAAAUCUGCUAUAAUGGAGAUAAUGGAAAUGGAAAAUAGAGCAUUAUAUUUUUGGCGAUUUAAUGAAACAGUAGCAUUACCGAAAUGUAAAAAGAUUAAUAUC